Messenger RNA from Nerophis ophidion (straightnose pipefish), 3602 nucleotides. Its product is annotated as ER membrane protein complex subunit 3-like. The coding region runs from base 142 to 927 and encodes 261 amino acids. The record is from RefSeq and is a predicted model, not a curated record. Gene Ontology annotation, biological process: protein folding in endoplasmic reticulum. NCBI's taxonomy places the organism in Eukaryota, Metazoa, Chordata, Actinopteri, Syngnathiformes, Syngnathidae. The transcript is spliced from 9 exons. Gene Ontology annotation, cellular component: membrane; EMC complex.
GGAUAAUACACACUCCAGCACAGCAGGUGGCGCUGUGCACCCGGAACGCUGGUUGGACCCGCCAUAAAGUGAAGAAGAAGAAGACUCCGGAAGUAGAGGAAGCCGAGGACUACUAUUGAGUUGUCGAGUGUAAACAGAGCCAUGGCCGGUCCAGAGCUCCUGCUGGACUCCAGUAUCCGUUUGUGGGUGGUGCUGCCCAUCGUGGUCAUCACCUUCCUGGUGGGGGUCAUUCGCCAUUACGUCACUCAGCUGCUGCACAGCGACAAGAAGGUGGACCUGGAGCAGGUGUCUGACAGUCAGGUGCUCCUGCGCAGUCGCAUCCUGCGAGAGAAUGGCAAAUACAUCCCCAGACAGUCGUUCACCAUGAGGAAACAUUACUUCAACGAUGCAGAGACAGGAUUCUUCAAGAAGGUCAAGAGGAAGGUCGUCCCCAAAAACCCCAUGACAGACAGCAGCAUGCUGACAGACAUGAUGAAAGGCAACCUGACCAACGUUCUCCCCAUGAUUGUGAUUGGAGGAUGGAUCAACUGGGCCUUCUCUGGAUUUGUCAUAACCAAGGUUCCUUUCCCUCUGACUCUGAGGUUCAAACCCAUGUUGCAGCGUGGCAUCGACCUGCUGACGCUGGAUGCCUCCUGGGUGAGUUCCGCAUCCUGGUACUUCCUCAACGUUUUUGGUCUUAGGAGCAUGUACAGCCUCAUCCUGGGUCAAGACAAUGCGGCUGACCAGUCACGACUCAUGCAGGACCAGAUGACGGGUGCUGCCAUGGCGAUGCCCCCUGACCCCAACAAGGCCUUUAAGAGCGAGUGGGAGGCGUUGGAGAUCAUGGAGCACAAGUGGGCGCUGGAGAACGUGGAGGAGGAUCUAAUGUGCAGAGACCUCAACUUUGGAACCUUCUUCAGCCAGGAUAUCAAGUCCACCAUGUUCUAGAAGGUACCUGACGAGGUUCUCCUGCUGCUGCCAAAUGUCUUUUUAAUGUUGACGUGUGAGGUGUGGUCAUGUGACCUCACACCAAUAAAUACAUCCAAGAUGAAAACAGGCUCAAGUUCCUGGUUAAAACAAUUGUCUUUUAUUUGAAAAGUCUUAUAAAAUCUGAUAUUUGACAAAGAGGAAGACCAAAAUCAAGUUUGCUCUGGUAGAAAAAUAGUGUAGCAGCAGCUGUUUGGUCUGCAUGAAGUAUGAAAAUAAUCAUUCAAUAAAUACCACAACAAGCCAAAAUAUACACAAGGAAAGUCUGCUGCUGCCUUUACCCACAAUGCAUUCUGCUCACAUUUGAUGCCAUCAAUACUAUUCUGACUUUGUGGGGACAUGAUGCUUUGAGGGGAAUAUUGACUAUCAUCUUGGACUCAACUGGACUUGGAAGACUUAGUCCUCCACAGCAGGGAGUCUAGUCCACCUUCUUCUCACAUCUGCACAUGUAAAAUGUGUGAUACUUCACACAGCACAUGAAGGCCAGAGGAGAAACCAUUACACUGUUCUUACUGUCAAAUCUACAGCUGCUGCACAAUUGUAUGGAAACAUGUUUGUUCUUGUUUAGACGAUGUGUGUUGCUGUUCCCGUUUAGACGUGUGUUGCUGUUCCCGUUUAGAUGACGUGUGUUGCUGUUCCCGUUUAGACGACGUGUGUUGUUGUUCCCGUUUAGACGACGUGUGUUGUUGUUCCCGUUUAGACGACGUGUGCUGCUCUGUUCCCGUUUAGACGUGUGCUGCUGUUCCCGUUUAGACGACGUGUGCUGCUGUUCCCGUUUAGACGACGUGUGCUGCUGUUCCCGUUUAGACGACGUGUGCUGCUGUUCCCGUUUAGACGUGUCUUGCUGUUCCCGUUUAGACGACGUUUGCUGCUGUUCCCGUUUAGACGUGUCUUGCUGUUCCCGUUUAGACGACGUGUGCUGCUGUUCCCGUUUAGACGUGUCUUGCUGUUCCCGUUUAGACGACGUGUGCUGCUGUUCCCGUUUAGACGUGUCUUGCUGUUCCCGUUUAGACGACGUGUGCUGCUGUUCCCGUUUAGACGUGUCUUGCUGUUCCCGUUUAGACGACGUGUGCUGCUGUUCCCGUUUAGACGUGUCUUGCUGUUCCCGUUUAGACGACGUGUGCUGCUGUUCCCGUUUAGACGUGUCUUGCUGUUCCCGUUUAGACGACGUUUGCUGCUGUUCCCGUUUAGACGUGUCUUGCUGUUCCCGUUUAGACGACGUGUGCUGCUGUUCCCGUUUAGACGUGUCUUGCUGUUCCCGUUUAGACGACGUGUGCUGCUGUUCCCGUUUAGACGACGUGUGCUGCUGUUCCCGUUUAGACGUGUGCUGCUGUUCCCGUUUAGACGUGUGCUGCUGUUCCCGUUCAGACGACGUGUGCUGCUGUUCCCAUUUAGACGUGUCUUGCUGUUCCCGUUUAGACGACGUUUGCUGCUGUUCCCGUUUAGACGACAUGUGUUGUUGUUCCCGUUUAGACGACAUGUGUUGCUGUUCCCGUUUAGACGACAUGUGUUGCUGUUCCCGUUUAGACGACAUGUGUUGCUGUUCCCGUUUAAACGACAUGUGUUGUUGUUCCCGUUUAGACGUGUUGUUGUUCCCGUUUAAAAGACGUGCUGCUGUUCCCGUGUAGACGACGUGUGUUGCUGUUCCCGUUUAGACGACGUGUGUUGCUGUUCCCGUUUAGACGACGUGUGCUGCUGUUCCCGUUUAGACGACGUGUGCUGCUGUUCCCGUUUAGACGACAUGUGUUGUUGUUCCCGUUUAGACGACAUGUGUUGUUGUUCCCGUUUAGACGACAUGUGUUGGCAGCUCUCAUCCAGACGUGUCAAAAGAUAGUAGUAGUGAGACACUAACUGCAGACUAGAUAUACUUAGUAGUAGUACUAGACUAAGUAAGACAUCAGAUAUGACCUUGACUUGGACAUUGAUGUCCUCCUGCUGACCUUCUUGUCCUGGCAUCACAACAGCUGUGUAGGACUAGAUCUGAGUGCUCAAAGCUGACCAGUCCAGUUGAGACUUGAGAUUGUAGUAAGGAGGUGACUAGUUGGGGAAGAAGACAAGCAGCAGCAGCAAAUGGCACAGAUUGGUGGAACGUCCAAAGAAAAGAAAAGUUGAGGAAAUGAAAAUGUCAGCCAAAUCAAAGUGAACUUAAGCCCCUCCCCCUUCAGUGUUGUACAUUACAAUAAAAUAAAAGUCUUUUCACCACAAAGUUGGCACCUUUAGUCCGUUUCCAUGGUGAGGGUGUUGGUGCCGUUGUCACUGCGCGGCGUGGCGUCAGCGGAGGAGGAGGCGGAGGCGGGGCUUGUGCUGGGGGCGGGCAGGGAAGGUUGCCUCAUCUUGUCUUGUCGAUGGUAGAACAGCACGUAGGCGGCGUUGGUCUAGGCAGCAACAUGGAGGUCCGGAGGGGACUUCAGCUGGUUAGUGUGUGUGUGUGUGUGUGUGUGUGUGUGUCCUCACCAUGAUCUGGUCCUCCCUGGCGUACGUCACCUUGCUGUCAUCAAAGUAGUACCACUGACCGUUGUCCUUGUUGCGUGCAUAGCUGGUGUCUGCACACACACACACACACACACACACACACACACACACACACACACACACACACACACACACACACACACACACACACACACACACACACA